AAACUGCUUAGACAAUCUAAUGGAUGAAGAUGAGAAAGACAGAGCAAAGAGGGCUUCACGUAACAAGUCUGAGAAGAAGAGGCGCGAUCAGUUCAAUGUUCUCAUCAAAGAGCUCAGCUCCAUGCUUCCAGGCAACACUCGCAAAAUGGACAAAACUACUGUGCUGGAAAAAGUCAUUGGCUUUCUGCAGAAACACAAUGAAGUCUCAGCACAGACGGAGAUUUCUGAAAUUCAGCAGGACUGGAAGCCUUCAUUUCUCAGCAAUGAAGAAUUCACCCAGCUGAUGUUGGAGGCAUUAGAUGGCUUCAUUAUAGCAGUAACUACAGGUGGAAGCAUCAUCUAUGUGUCUGACAGCAUCACACCUCUUCUAGGGCAUUUACCGUGUGAUGUCUUGGAUCAGAAUUUGUUGAAUUUCCUCCCAGAACAAGAACAUUCAGAAAUUUAUAAGAUGUUAUCUUCUUGCAUGCUUAUGACAGAUUCUGCCUCACCGGAUUACCUAAAAACUGACAAUGAACUAGAGUUUUAUUGUCAUCUUCUGAGAGGAAGUUUGAACCCAAAGGAAUUUCCAACAUAUGAAUACAUAAAAUUUGUAGGAAAUUUUCGGUCUUACAGCAAUGUGCCUAACUCCACUUGCAAUGGCUUUGACGAGGCUGUCCCGAGGGCUUACAGAACGUCCCUGGGAAAGCAGAUCUGCUUCGUUGCGACUGUUCGUUUGGCAACGCCUCAGUUUUUAAAGGAGAUGUGCAUUGUGGAAGAACAUCUAGAGGAAUUCACAUCAAGACACAGUCUGGAGUGGAAAUUUUUAUUCCUGGAUCACAGAGCACCGCCAAUUAUAGGAUACUUGCCUUUUGAAGUGCUGGGUACUUCUGGCUACGACUAUUACCACAUAGAUGACCUGGAGCUGCUAGCAAGGUGCCAUGAACACUUGAUGCAGUUCGGCAAGGGGAAGUCGUGCUGCUAUCGGUUUCUGACCAAAGGACAGCAGUGGAUCUGGCUGCAGACCCAUUACUAUAUCACCUACCACCAGUGGAACUCCAAGCCAGAGUUUAUUGUGUGCACACACAUGGUGGUAAGUUAUGCAGAUGUUCGGGUGGAGAGGAGACAGGAGAUGGGCUUGGAAGAAGUGUCCUCAGAGGUUGUGUCCUCAGCACUCAAGGACAAUGGUGCCAGCUUGGAUCCUGAACAGCACUUUAAUGCACUUGAUGUUGGUGCCUCAAUCCUCAGCGCCAGUCGGACACCCUCAGUAUCAUCUAGAAGCUCACCAAAAUCUUCCCACACACCCAAGUCAGACCCAGCAUCUACACCAACAAAGCUGAUUGCAGAGUCUAACACUCCCUUGCCAAGAACACCAAGCGCGCAGCAGGAUCUAUCUCUGCAUAGACUCAGUCAACCUACUGCUCUUCAGGUUUCUUUGCCUUCUCAGCCUCCAUGUGAGCUUCUCCCACAGCAGUUGCUGCCUCAAGCAACUCUGCAAAAUCAGCCUGCACCUCUGGCACAGUUCUCAGCACAGUUCAGCAUGUUCCAGACAAUCAAGGACCAACUAGAGCAGCGGACACGGAUCCUGCAGGCCAACAUCCGGUGGCAGCAGGAGGAGCUCCAGAAGAUCCAGGAGCAGCUCUGCCUGGUCCAAGACUCCAGCGUACAGAUGUUCUUACAGCAGCCAACAGUGUCCCUGAGCUUUAGCAAUACUCAGCAGCUGGACCCACAACAGCUACAGCAGAGGUCAGAGGCCAUUUCUCAGCAGCAGCUUGUAUCCAGUCCUCAACUCCAAGGGCAAAUCACAUCUUCACAAACAACAAACCAGCAGGCACUGAGAGAAGCAAGCGUGAUAUUGAGCCAGGUAAUAAUUUCUUUGAAUAGAGAAGUGUUUAGGUGGAAAAAAGACACCAAACUGUUAUUAAGCAAGGAAGUAAAAUCAUGUCAAUCCUGUAAGUAUGCCUUUGCCUUCCCUUCCUUAUUCUUCUCUAUAAGGGAUCGUGUGCCAGGCACCCACAUCAUCCCAGAGGGCAAGCACUGCCCCAGCCUCCUCCUCCAAGUGCCCAGGAUGUGCCUGCCACAGCUAGAAGCUGAGGUCAGACCUCCUAACACUCAGCCUAGUGCCAUGCCUGUGAAAAUGUCCUGUUUCUGUUUGCGAAAUGUGUGGUCCUUCUGUUCUCGCAAUGUCAUUCUUUCUUUUUUCCCAUGCAUCAGACUGUUGCUGAGCCAGCCUAUUCAGCCCAUGAUGCCUGGGUCCUGUAAUGCAAGACACUCUUCAGACCUCAGCAUGGCAGGAUCCCAGGCUAAGUAUUCUCAAACCCAACAAAUGUUUCAAAGUUUGGAAGUGCAGACUUCCAGCAGCAGCUCUCCAAUCAUACUGAUGGGACAAGCAGUGUUAAACCAAGGGUUCACCACUACACCUCCUUCCCAGCCAUCUUCUCUGCCACCUAUGCAACUCCAGCACCAACAGCAUCAGCAACAACGCUACCUGCAGGUGCAAACACCAAGUUCUUUGCACAAUGAACAACCCGAUUCUUUGCUCCUGCCAUCUUACUCACCACAGCAAGGAAAUAUGGGGUAUCAUCAGACACAACAGCAGCAGCAGCAACAGCAACAACUAACAUCAAGAAGAAGGAAUAGCUUAUCAGAAUCAUCAAAUUUACCACAGCCACUGCGAUAGAGUCCCACCAGCACAAUCAAUGCACGAUUAGCUUUAACCAAUGGGCACAUGGGGCAGAAGAGAAUGACUUUGUACUUACUGUUCUGGCUUUUGCACAAGCAUUUCUUUCAAAGCUCUAUGACAGAAGUACGCCACAGAGUGCAGACUGCAACUGACAGCGCAUUCACAGCACGCUGGAUUCAGUUUGCGCUAUCUCGUGAGCACAGUAUGUACUGACAGAGCAAAACAAAGAGGAACACUACCCUGUGCAGCCUCUAUCACCAGUGAGUGCACAGGAGAAGGCGUUCAAUCUCAGCAUGUCAUUCUGAAAGCUAUCUGGCAAUUCCAAAAGACUGUUGGCAGACUCAUGAGGUAUUUGGCCUUCACUGUUUCAGUUCUUCUUUUGUGUAUGAAAAGCACUGCGUCAAAGGUCUAUUGAGGAGAGAACAAGAGAUUAUUUUUAUUAUGAUUAUUGUUAUUAUUUUGCACAACUGCACAGAGGACAAAACCUAGGCACUUUCUGUAAAGAGAAGUUUGUUUCUUCAUUCUUGUGGCCAAACUAGCACAUCCAAUGGAGGAGAAAGCCCAGCCAUUGGUGAGGAUGGUCUACAGCUCAUAACCCUUGAUUUAGAAUCUGAAAAGUAUUAUGCAGCUUACCCUAACUGUUCUUCAUUACGAAACAACCAACCAAAAAAACAAACCCACAACCCACUCUGGACUGUUUCCUACAUGAAUUGUGAUUGCAAAAGAGAACUCAAAUUGUAAGCACAAUCAUGCAACUCUCCAGUAGUACAACAUGAAUCCUUCUUCAACCCAUGAAUCCUUCAACCUCGCCCACUCCAAGUCUCUGAGAAAUAUGCACUGUGUUUUGGCCCAGUGACUCGGGAUGCUGCAGACUAUUACAUAUCUCUUUCAUUGUAACAUUUAGGAUUAAAUUUUCCUUUGAAGGAAAAAAAAAAGAAAUGCACUUUUCGCUUUUUUUGUAUGUUUUCCGUUGAUAUGUUUCUAAGAAAGAUUUUAUGUAAUUAUUAAAUAAAAAGUAGUGUAUUGUACAGCUGUUGUAAUAAUGACCUAUUUCUAUAUAAAAUAAAAUUAUAUGGAAUUAUGUGGAAAUUAUUUUGUAUAUGAAAUAUCAACUCAUUUCACAAGUAUAAAGAUUGUGCUUGUGCUUUUUUGUGAGUGGGUAUUUUGUAAUAAACUAAUUAAUUAGAAAUGUUUUUGUGAAGGGAACUGCUGUUUCAUGCUAUAUACAACUCAAACUAUUAUUUUUCCAUUUAAUGAUGGACAGUUGUCUUUAUUUGUAGAAUAAAAUAAAAUAGCCAAAAGGCUUUAUUGCAGGACUUGCACACA
Manacus vitellinus (golden-collared manakin) is the source of this 3985-nucleotide messenger RNA. RefSeq names its product neuronal PAS domain protein 2 (gene NPAS2). NCBI's taxonomy places the organism in Eukaryota, Metazoa, Chordata, Aves, Passeriformes, Pipridae. Gene Ontology annotation, molecular function: DNA-binding transcription factor activity, RNA polymerase II-specific; protein dimerization activity; RNA polymerase II cis-regulatory region sequence-specific DNA binding. The record is from RefSeq and is a predicted model, not a curated record. The transcript is spliced from 19 exons. The coding region runs from base 20 to 2656 and encodes 878 amino acids. Gene Ontology annotation, cellular component: CLOCK-BMAL transcription complex; cytoplasm; nucleus. Gene Ontology annotation, biological process: regulation of transcription by RNA polymerase II; circadian regulation of gene expression.